Molecule: messenger RNA, 1703 nt
Organism: Fundulus heteroclitus (mummichog)
Lineage: Eukaryota; Metazoa; Chordata; Actinopteri; Cyprinodontiformes; Fundulidae
Product: Krueppel-like factor 10
Exons: 4
Coding region: 31-1506 (491 amino acids)
Biological process (GO): regulation of transcription by RNA polymerase II
Molecular function (GO): RNA polymerase II cis-regulatory region sequence-specific DNA binding; DNA-binding transcription factor activity, RNA polymerase II-specific
Source: RefSeq, a predicted model, not a curated record
UAACCCCGCCCCUCCAUCGCACUGGAGACGAUGAAUGAGCAACAGGUCGAGGGGGAUAACUGGGUAUCAUCUAAUUCUGCACUGAAACGUUCACCCACAGACGACAGGGCUGACUUAAAGGUGAAAACAGUUACCCAAUCCAACAUAGCUAUCUGCAGCAUGAACGUUGAAAUGGACCACUCAGAGAUGUCAGACAUCUGGCCUGAGUUCCAGCCUGCUUCAGUGGGGGCAGGAGACCUGGGGGCCGUGGAGGCUCUGAUCUCCAUGACUGAGCACUGGAAGACAAGGAACUUCAAUCCAAAGCCCCCCAGACCUCUCACCCCCUCAUCAGAAUGCUCAGAGGAUGACACUGUGCCCUCAGGUCCUUCUGUGCCGCAUGAGUCUUCUUUUUGCAUGACGCCACCAUACAGCCCACCUCAUUGUGAGGCCGUCCCUUCAGGCUCAGCACGGAAACUACAUCAUUCUGCAGGGGACGCAGCUGUUUCCCAGAAGUACCAGUGCACCAGCGUGAUCCGCCACACUGCGGACAUCAAGCACUGCUCCUGUAAACCUCAUCAGCUCUUGCAGGAAGACAGAGCCUCAGGGCCCCUCCUCACAGAGGACUCCAAAGCACAUUUCCACGCCUAUGACGGCUGUACUGACUCUGAUAAGAGUUUUGCAAAACAGAAAACCUCCAAAGACGCGUUGCCACAUUUCGAAGCCCGCCAGAUCCGAACGAGUCAGCUAAGACCGGAUGACAGAUCAAAUAGGGCCGCUUCAGUUCCGCCGGCCGUCACUUUAGUUUCUCAUGUGCCGGUCUUCAGCCACAUUGUCCCUGUGUCCUCCACCUCCACCGCUACUCCAUUAACGAUCAGAACCACUGGUGAUCCACAGCAACCCCGGCAACAGCAGGACUUUGGAUCCACACCACCACUGGAAACAGGUUCCCCUCCCCAGGUCCUGACUGUGGAGGGCCAGGUGGUGAAAGGCCCCCUGGUGCUUCUUGUCCCCCAACCAUCUGUUCCUGCUUUUUACGUUCAGCAAGUGCAGACGACCCCUGGCGGCACCAGGUUUGCACCCAUCGCCCCCGCUCCUGGGCACGCCGCGUUAGAGCAAAGACGCGUCCCUCUGCAAACAGAGGCGUCACGCGUGCGCAGUCAUGUUUGUCCUCACGAGGACUGCGGAAAGACCUACUUCAAGAGCUCCCAUCUCAAGGCCCACAUGAGGACACACACAGGCGAGAAACCCUUCAGAUGUAAGUGGGAGGGCUGCGAGAGGCGGUUCGCCCGCUCUGACGAGCUCUCUCGCCAUCGUCGCACCCACACCGGCGAGAAAAGGUUCACCUGCCCCUUGUGCCUCAGCCGCUUCAUGCGCAGCGACCACCUCGCCAAGCAUGCCCGACGACACUUUGUGGCGAGGAAGAAACCGUUCUGGGCCUUAGGGAUGAGCCCCGCUGCUGACCUGGCUGGGUCCGCCACGGUUAAACUCUCCUCCAUAAACCCACUUGGGAGACAGUCUAACGGGUGACGGACUGUGGAAGUGAAUCAAAGACUUAUUGUGACUGAAUUUGCAGAUGUUUAUAUUUCAAGCUGAAAUGUUCAGCUCCACUGCACUGUACUGCCUAAAAUUAGCUGCUUUUCCAUGUUUUGCGUCAACCUUUUUUAUUUGACCAAAGAAAGUUGUUGACCACUUGUGCCUUAUAAAAAUAUUGUUCUUAGACUGUC